Molecule: messenger RNA, 4403 nt
Organism: Aricia agestis (brown argus)
Lineage: Eukaryota; Metazoa; Arthropoda; Insecta; Lepidoptera; Lycaenidae
Gene: rdgA
Product: eye-specific diacylglycerol kinase
Exons: 22
Coding region: 144-4001 (1285 amino acids)
Biological process (GO): diacylglycerol metabolic process; intracellular signal transduction; lipid phosphorylation
Molecular function (GO): ATP-dependent diacylglycerol kinase activity; protein binding
Source: RefSeq, a predicted model, not a curated record
AAUCAACGUAAACAAGAACGCGCAGUCGGCGUCUCGGUGCGGCGUCUCGGAACUAACUCAUUUCAAGCGUCGUUGAGGGGGCGGGUCGCGGCGGGCGGCGGGGCGGGCCCGCGAGAUGAGCGGCGCUGCCCGCCCCGCCCGCUAUGCAGCGACUUCGGUCUACCUUCAAGCGUUCCAAGACCCCGACGCCCGCAGACAUGAAGACCCAAAGCAGUCUCGAAGUGCCAAAACAGAUCCGGUCGGCGUCGUUCGACGAGAUCCAACUGGAAGCGGCCCGCAGCUCGGGGUCGACCCUGCUGCUGUCGGUGCCGCAGCAGGGCGCUCGCAGCCGCUCCUUCGACUCCGCCGGAUCUGAUGACUCGGGCACAUACUUGGAGGUACCGCGAAUUUGGUCUCGGCGCCGAUCAGGUAAAGGCACCCCGCCACCAUGCGUUCACUGUCGCCACAUGGAGACGUGGCUCGCCCGUCGGAGCGAGGAGCGAUCUACACCCGAGCGCCCCUUCGCCUCCUCGUCCGCCGAGGACGACGACGACGACGACGACGACGAGAGCGAGCCCGACGCGCCGCGGAUUUACGUCGCGUGCGCCCCCCCGCCGAGGAUGCUGCUCCUUCCGCCCAUACAGUCCCCGCCCCCGACCCCCGGGGCCCCGUCCUUCGAGCUGCAGCCCCCCGCGGACGAGCCUCCGAUGCAACCCCAGAGGAGACGAUCAAUCUCUCGGCAGGAGGCGUUCUUCGUCGAGCCGACCGGGAGCUCGCUCGAGAACGUCCGAGCGUCCGAGCAGGAGGUCGAAAAUGCCGCGAAAGACGGCACGGUAGUUCUCGACAUUUACUUGGCGGUACCCGAAUUGAAGCGAGAUCGAGCCGCAUCCGUCGACUCCUGCUUCUCGAAAGUGUCCGGGGGAGCUCGAGCCGAGGAGAUAACGGCCGACGCCGAUCUGCUCAGCGUGCCGAGCACCAGCCACCGUUCGCGGUCCGUCGACAUCGUGCUGCCCACCGCCGAGCAGUCGCGCUACAAGGCGCUCGCGUUGACUUCCGCCCAGGCUGCGGCGGCCAAGAACCAGUCCGCCCCGGAAGGAAAAGAUCAGCAGCUGGUUCCUGUCGUGCUACACUCCUGGGAUAUCAGACGCACAAGCGAGAGUCAAGCCGCGCGGGUGGUGCGGUCGACGCCGGACUGGAGCGAGACAGCCUUCAGCGGCGAACACCUGUGGCUGCCGACCUCCGUGUCGGGGGAUUGCUGCUACGUCGGAGAAUCUGAAGGUUGCCAGAAACAUGGCGCCCGCAUGAAAUGCUCGGCAUGCAAGAUCGUCGCGCACUCCAACUGCAUCGACACGCUGUACGACCGCGUGCAGUUCAUGUGCAAGCCCACCUUCCGAGAUGUGGGGGUCCGCCAGUACCGCGAACAAACGGAUACUCAUCACCACUGGGUCCACCGCCGCUCAGAGAAGGGCAAGUGCAAAGCCUGCGGGAAGCCCCUUCGGCGCAGUUGCUGUGGUUGGUGCAUUAAGUCCCAAAACUCUGUAGAGAAUGAAAUACACGAUAGUUCUGUCCAAGCAAAAUUGUCCUUCAGCUCCAAAGAGAUAGUGGCGAUUAGUUGUUCCUGGUGUAAGGAGGCCUACCACAAUAAAGACAGCUGUUUCAACAUACAACGGAUAGGCGAGGAAUGCUCGCUAGGAACGCAAGUGAACAUAAUAGUGCCCCCGGCGUGGAUAGUUAAACUUCCCCGAACGGGGAGCUUCAAAUCUUCGCUCCGGAAAUCCCCAAAGAAGAAAACCGGGACGAAGAAAAAAGCGAAGGAGGCGAAGGGCGAACUGAAAACGUUCAUCAUCAAACCGAUCCCCACCUCGAACAUCAAGCCCGUCCUAGUUUUUAUUAAUCCGAAAAGCGGAGGGAAUCAAGGUGUAAGACUACUCCAGAAAUUCCAGUGGCUUCUUAAUCCACGACAAGUCUUUGAUCUCACUCAAGGAGGGCCGGGCCCCGGGCUAGAACUGUUCCGGAAGGUUCCGAACCUGCGCGUGUUGGCUUGCGGUGGGGACGGCACAGUGGGCUGGGUGCUCAGCGUGCUGGACAAGAUCGGCGCCCGCCCAGCCGUCGGCGUACUCCCACUGGGCACGGGCAACGACCUCGCCAGGGCGUUAGGAUGGGGAGGGGGUUACGAGGACGAGCCUAUCUCAAAAAUUUUGGCUCACAUAGGCGAAAGUGACACCGUGCUACUGGACCGCUGGCAACUCAAGGUGGAACCAAACGAGGACGCCGCGGGAGAGGACACCAGCAACGCCAAGCCCGAUCUGCCUCUGAACGUCGUCAAUAACUACUUCUCGUUCGGUGUGGACGCCCAUAUUGCUCUAGAAUUUCAUGAAGCCCGAGAGGCACAUCCGGAAAAGUUUAACUCCCGGAUCCGGAAUAAAUUAUUCUACGGCACGGCAGGUGGGAAGGACCUAAUGCAACGCAAAUGGAAGGGUCUGGCGGAAUUCGUUACCAUGGAGUGCGACGGCAAAGACUUCACGCCCGUCCUGAGGGAGCAUAAAGUACACGCGAUAGUAUUCUUAAACAUUCCAAGUUACGGUGGGGGGACGCAUCCCUGGAACAAGUCUGGAGGGUCGGUGGAUCCCUCCACUGAGGAUGGCCUGAUAGAAGUAGUAGGACUAACCACAUAUCAAUUGCCGCUGCUGCAAGCGGGCGGGCACGGCACUUGCAUCACUCAGUGCAAGACGGCCAAGAUCGUGACCACGAAGGUGAUCCCCAUGCAAGUGGACGGGGAGGCCUGCCGCCUCGCCCCCUCCGUCAUCACGCUCAGCAUACUCAACCAGGCUAUCAUGCUGGCUAAGAAGAAGCCGGGCCGAUCUUUGGCACCACAAACUACGCAGGACAAACUUGUUCUAACUGUGAAUCUCAUAAGGAUGAUGGACUAUGAACGUCAUCAUCACGACAAGGAAUUAUUGGCCAAAUCAGCGGAGCGGCUGGGCACGCUGGAGGUGAACCCAGCGACCGACCUGGAACAGAUGCGCUCCAUGGUCCAGAGCCUGCUCAAAGAAUCUCAUCACGCGAAUCUCACGGACUGGUGGUUCGUCGACUCGGUAACGGCGGAGCGCUUUUUCCGGAUCGACAAGGCGCAAGAGAAUCUCCACUACACGACGGACAUCGGUCACGACAGCAUCUACAUCCUGGACGCGGCUCCCCCAACUCCGGAUACGGAGACCACGGCGCACCCAGACACUACCGCCUCCCUGGACCGCACGGGCCCAUCCAUCUCCCUGGAUACCACCACCGGAAUGUCCGUUUCCCUGGACAUCUCGCAGAGCGUGGAUACCCCCAGCGCUGGGGUGUCGCUGGACGUACCGAGUGAGUCGGGGCUAGGUAGCCCGGGGUCCGUGCUAUCGCCGACGACGCCGCCGGCGGUCGCAGUGCCUCGGGGGCGGAGCACCCUGCAGCCCCGCAGUUCGCAGGAGCCCAUCUCCCCACCCCUAUGUGUUAGCCCCCCCGUCCAACCCAGCCGGGACUCCGUAGCGCGGUUCAAAACCGUUCAUGAGAAACUAUUUGGAUUUGAACACGAAGUGUUCGGUGUUAGAAAUUUACUAGAAAAAACUACUGACGGUCUUCUAAAGGCGGCCAAGAGCGGGGAUCUCAAAGUGGUGAAGGAUCUCCACGCGGCCGGGUACUCGCUGCUGUCUAUAGACGCGACCGGGCAGACAGCACUGCACAUCGCCGCGCGGUACGGCCACAAGGAGGUGGUCAAGUACCUCAUAGCGAGCGCCCCCACCGCGCUGCUCAACAUGAGCGACAACGAGCGAGGCCAGACGGCGCUGCACAAGGCCGCGGCCCACAAGCGGCGCGCCAUCUGCUGCAUGCUGGUGGCAGGCGGCGCCUCGCUCACCAGGACCGACCACGCCGGCCUCACGCCCCGCCAGCUCGCGCUCCGGGCCGAGGACAACGAGCUCGCAUCGUACCUAGAGAGUCAAGAACAGUUUCAAAUAGCUUCCGAAGACUUGGAGACAACCGUAUAAAGUGUUGUUCAAUGUAAGGAUAAAGACACUUUCGAAUACAAAAUCUCAAGACUUGGAUUUUCUCUAACGUUUGAUAUCUGACGUAAAGUGAUAUUAUUAUAGUGUAACUAACGUCUGCACUGAGUGACGUCUAAUGAUUACUUAAGUAGGUAGUUAUUUAAUGAAGACUGACUGAAUAUAUUAUUAUGGACUUUGUGUCAAAACCCUCGUUAAGUAACUACUUAAGAAUCAUUAAAUGUCUCUGCGUGCUGCCGUAAUUAUUAUUACUUUAUUGUUUAAUUAAUAUUUGAUGCUAGUCCAGGUUCCCUAGAACAGUUUUUUCAUUUGUUUACUAUCAAACUAAUUUGGAUAAGAUGGCUUGAAAAGCGUAGCUUCAUUUUGAUAAGAUGAACAACAAUUACC